AUGUAUAUCUUAGUAUUUUUUACUCUUACAAUUAGUAUAAUCGGACAAGCGACAAAGCCUGAUUUAUUCGAAGAUGAAAAAAUUGUUGGCGGCAAUGUUGUGACUAUCCAGCAAUACCCAUAUCAAAUAAGUAUUCUGGUUGAUAAUUAUCUCUGGUGUGGUGGUAGUAUUCUAUCAAAGUACAGUGUCCUUACCGCAGCUCACUGUAUCCUUACACGAUCGAACGAACUAAUCGUCCAUGCCGGUAGUUCAUUCUGGAUGAGUGGCGGCAGUUAUCAUCGCGUGAAGACUUCCUUCGUCUAUGGAAAUGAACUGAGCACCGAUUUGUCCGUACUUCGUAUCAAGGAGCCUUUUGUCUUCAACUCAUUUUGCCAACCAAUUAAAAUAGCAGCUCAAGGUAAAAGACCAACAGCGAGCACAAUGGCGACUGUAAGUGGUUGGGGUAACACUAAUUACAUUGGCAUUUCAAAUCAAUUACGUGCGGUGCAAGUGCCAAUUGUCAACCAAUAUGUCUGCAAUAAAAUCUAUAGAUUGAAGAACGUCACUGAGAUCUUCGAUAGUCAGAUAUGCGCGGGUUACUUAAAAACUGGUGGCAAGGACGCCUGCCAGGGUGACUCUGGUGGCCCCCUCGUCAUCGAUGGUGUACAAUACGGGAUCGUAUCAAUGGGAUUGGGGUGCGCUGAACCUUAUGCACCUGGUGUAUAUACUGACGUGUCGUACUUCAGCGAUUGGAUUUACGAGAGGAGUGAGAGUAUAAUCCAACUCACUUUCGACUCUCUUUUGCCCUUUCAAGAUUGGUAA
Molecule: messenger RNA, 801 nt
Organism: Ceratosolen solmsi marchali
Lineage: Eukaryota; Metazoa; Arthropoda; Insecta; Hymenoptera; Agaonidae
Product: trypsin-1-like
Exons: 4
Coding region: 1-801 (266 amino acids)
Biological process (GO): proteolysis
Molecular function (GO): serine-type endopeptidase activity
Source: RefSeq, a predicted model, not a curated record